AUGUCCGCCGCAGCAUCAUUCACCCCCUCCAAACCCUCUCUAACGACCAACGACUCCGCCGUCCUCCAGGCCCUCUUCGACGCGGAGUCCUCACCAUCCUCCGCAGUCAACAUUGACUCGACUCUUCCAGCGCUCCCCGCACACCUUAACAUCCCAGCCAAAGAGCACAGCUUCCUCCAGUCGCGUGAGCGAGAGAUAAUCUCAACCCUAGCCUCUCAGUCAACACCAACCCGCGAAACACUUGAAUCAGCGAUCAGCGAGCUCUCUACACUCAUCACAUCGCAUCCAACAUACCCAUCUGCUUACGCGAACCGCGCUCAGGCGGUACGCAUGUUAAUAGAGGUCCCGGCUCCCGCUUCCACCACCGAAACUGCAGAAACAGAAGCAGAAAUUCUUUUCAACAACACCAACGAACAGCACCUCACAACUCUCUUCUCCGACCUUGGGACAGCAAUCUCCCUCGCCACACCGCGCUCUCCCGCAGACCCGGUCUCCUCGCUACAAGCAAGACUGCUAGCUGAUACACACACUCACCGCGCGUAUUUGCUCCUGAAGAUCUCGCGACGGCUCAAGAACGCAGGCGACAAUGAGGAUGCCGGCGUACCGGCUCGACUAAAGGAGCUAGGACCGGAGGGACUUGAGGAAAUGGCUAGUAGGGAUUUCUUUUUUGGAGGACGUUAUGGGAAUAAAGUUGCGCAGCAGAUGGCGGUACAGACGAAUCCAUAUGCAAAGAUGUGUGGGGCCAUUGUAAAGGAGGCGAUGAGGAAGGAGAUUGAGGGGGAUAUAUGA
Molecule: messenger RNA, 789 nt
Organism: Aspergillus calidoustus
Lineage: Eukaryota; Fungi; Ascomycota; Eurotiomycetes; Eurotiales; Aspergillaceae
Source: the annotation of a GenBank genome assembly